Messenger RNA from Cooperia oncophora, 528 nucleotides. Lineage: Eukaryota; Metazoa; Nematoda; Chromadorea; Rhabditida; Trichostrongylidae. The record is from the annotation of a GenBank genome assembly.
AUGCAGGGUAAUAUUAUCGAUAAAUCAGGCGAUCCUAAUUUUGAUAAGGAGAUGGCUUUGAAAAUUUAUCGUGACAUGACUCAGUUGAGCAUUAUGGACCGUAUAUUAUAUGAUUCGCAACGUCAAGGUCGUAUCUCGUUUUAUAUGACUAAUUCUGGAGAAGAGGCAUCACACGUUGGCUCGGCUGCAGCCCUGAAAUUUGAAGAUCUCAUUUAUGGCCAAUAUCGUGAGGUUGGUGUUCUAAUGUGGAGGGAUUUCCCUUUGGAAAGUUUCAUGCACCAGUGCUAUGGAAAUUCUAAGGAUAUAGGAAAGGGACGUCAGAUGCCAGUUCACUACGGUUCUGUGAAACAUAAUUUUGUAACAAUCUCUAGUCCUCUCACUACACAAUUACCUCAGGCCGUUGGAACUGCAUAUGCCUUCAAACUGAUGCCAAACAAUGACCGUGUUGUAGUGGUAUAUUUUGGUGACGGUGCUGCAUCGGAAGGUGAUGCUCAUGCUGCAUUUAAUUUCGCUGCCACAACUGCGUAG